GUACUAUGCACGUGUCGCUGGCUGAAGCCCUGGAGGUUCGGGGAGGGCCGCUGCAGGAAGAGGAAAUAUGGGCUGUAUUGAAUCAAAGUGCGGAAAGCCUUCAAGAGUUAUUCAGAAAAGCUGAUCCUACUGACCUGAGCUUCAUCAUUUCUCCAUGGUCUUUGCUGUUGCUUCCAUCUGGGAGUGUGUCAUUUACAGAUGAAAAUGUUUCCAACCAGGACCUGCGAGCAUUCACGGCACCAGAGGUUCUGCAGAACCAGUCACUGUCAUCUCUUUCAGAUGUUGAAAAGAUUCAUGUUUAUUCUCUUGGUAUGACCCUUUAUUGGGGAGCCGACCAUGAAGUCCCUCAAAGCCAACCUAUCAAACUUGGGGAUCACCUAAACAGCAUACUGCUUGGCAUGUGCGAAGAUGUCUUUUAUGCCCGUGUGUCUGUACGAACGGUUCUGGAUGCCUGCAGUGCCCACAUAAGGAACAGUAAUUGUGCACCUUCUUUCUCAUAUGUGAAACAGUUGGUUAAACUGGUUCUGGGAAGCCUCUCUGGGGUCGAUCAGCUUUCCUGCAAUGGAGAAAGAAAAUUGCAGACAGACAGAAGCCAGGCCAUUCGGGAGAGGCUGAGAGGGAAGGGACUUCCCACAGGACGAAGUUUAAUGAGUGAUGCAUCAGAGGUACACAAGGCUCAAUUCUCUCAACAGGCCAUGCUGAACAAAGGGCUUAGUAAAUCUAUGGGGGUCCUGUCCAUCAGAGGAGCAAAAGGCGAGGAAGAUUUUUUCCAAAGCAUAUCCUCAGAUUACUACUCUGGACGUGAAGAUGCUUGCUGUACUUAUCGGUGUAGAACUGAUGACUUGGGUGAAAAAAGUAAUGUUGGCGCAGACAGUGCUCCUAAACGGAAGGCUUGGGCUUCCUCCACAGACUUGCUGUGUACAACUAACAAAGCAACGGAGACAGACCAUUCUGCAGAGUCCCACAGACAUAGCAAUCGCUAUGAGACAGUUACAGUGCGGACUUCAACUACCACUAGGAACAAGGAAGCAAGAUAUUCAGAUGGAAGCAUAGCACUGGAUGUCUUCGGCCCCCAAAAACUGGAACAGGUGCGCCCGGUGCCAGAGUCUUCAACCUCUGUAGCAUUAUCGUGUGCCUUUGACAGGAUCAGAGAGAGACAGAAGAAAUUGCAGGCUCUGAGGGAAGCCAUGAAUGUAGAAGAACCUUUGAGAAGGUACAAAUCUUACUACAGUGAUGUCUAUAGUACCUCCAGUGAAAGUCCAUCGAUUACUUCUUCUGAGCCAGAUUUCAGGCAAGUGAGAAGAAAUGAGGGUUUAAAGAGAGAUGACUCUGGUGCUGCUUUACCAGGAGCUGAUGAUACCUCUCCAUCAAGUCAAGUUCAUCCUCUAAGGUCAAGUAGACAGUAUGAAGCAGCACCUGAAGGCAACCUGAUAAGCCAAGAAAUAAUGUUAAAGCGUCAAGAAGAGGAAAUGAUACAGCUGCAGGCUAGAAUGGCUCUUAGGCAGUCUCGACUAAGCCUCUACCCAGGAGACCUGGGUAGGACAUCGAUGCUGGACAUCACUAGAGACCCUCUGAGAGAGAUAGCGUUGGAAACAGCCAUGACCCAAAGAAAACUGAGGAAUUUCUUUGGCCCCGAGUUUGUGAAAAUGACCAUUGAGCCAUUCAUCUCCUUGGAUCUACCAAAGUCAAUCUUGACUAAGAAAGGGAAGAAUGAGGAUACCAGGCGGAAAGUAAACAUAAUGCUUUUAAGUGGGCAGAGGCUGGAGCUGACCUGUGAUACCAAAACUAUUUGCAAAGAUGUUUUUGAUAUGGUGGUAGCCCAUGUUGGUUUAGUGGAGCAUCACUUGUUUGGCUUGGCUAGCCUAAAAGACAGUGAAUUUUUCUUUGUUGAUCCUGACUUAAAACUAACUAAAGUUGCUCCGGAAGGAUGGAAAGAGGAACCCAAAAAAAAGAGCAAAGCCACAAUCAACUUCACCUUGUUCUUUCGCGUUAAGUUUUUCGUGGAUGAUGUCAGUCUUAUACAGCACACUCUGACAUGUCACCAGUAUUAUCUACAGCUACGGAAAGAUCUCCUGGAGGAAAGGAUGCACUGUGAUGAUGAGACAGCUUUACUGCUAGCAUCCCUGGCCCUCCAGGCUGAGUAUGGAGAUUACCAGGCUGAGGUGCAUGGCAUGUCCUAUUUUAGACUAGAACAUUACCUACCAGCUAGAGUGAUGGAGAAACUAGACCUAUCCUACGUCAAAGAGGAGCUGCCCAAACUGCAUAGCACUUAUGUGGGUGCUUCUGAGAAAGAAACAGAGAUAGAAUUUUUGAAGAUGUGCCAGAGGCUGACGGAAUACGGCGUUCAUUUUCAUCGGGUGUUGCCUGAGAAGAAAUCCCAAACUGGAAUCCUGCUGGGAGUGUGUUCCAAGGGAGUUCUUAUUUUCGAAGUUCACAAUGGAGUCCGCACACCCGUACUUCGCUUCCCGUGGAGAGAAACAAAGAAAAUAUCCUUUAGCAAAAAGAAAAUAACUCUGCAGAAUGUGUCAGAUGGUAUAAAGCAUGCAUUCCAAACUGACACUAGUAAGACUUGCCAAUACCUCCUGCACCUCUGCUCCUCCCAGCACAAAUUCCAGCUACAGAUGAGAGCCAGACAGAGCAACCAAGACACUCAGGACAUUGAGAGAGCAUCAUUUAGGAGUCUGAACCUUCAUGCUGAGUCUGGUAAAGGAUUUAAUGUGGGACGUGCAAUCAGUACAGGUAGUCUGGCCAGCAGUACGUUGAACAAGCUCCGACCUUUGUCAGUUCAAGCUGAAAUUCUGAAGAGACUCUCUUGCUCUGAGCUGUCACUUUUUCAACCACUUCCUGGCUGCUCCAAAGAGAAGAAUGAGAAAGCUUCAUGGGAGGAAAGACCCAGAGCCAUGAGCAAAUCAUUUCAUGAUCUGAGUCAGAGCCAGAUCUCUAUUUACCCCCAUCGAAAAAAUGUCAUCACCGCUGUGGAUUCCUCCCCACGGAGAAUGGAGGAGCUGAUAGGAAGAAUCUUACAACAGACGCCAAAAUCUGAUGCUGGGUCAAUGGCUGGAGCAAUGAAACUGAACAAUUCAAAAUCUCUUGCAGGUUUAAAUAGAAGCCUUGAAAGGAGGAAAAAUGAAUCAGACUCAUCAUCCAUUGAAGAUACUGGUCAAGCUUAUGUUGUAGGUAUUAGCAAGAAUAGUUCUGGAAAUCCUCCAUCAGCGCCACUGAAAGAAAAUGUGUCCUUGCCAGAAAGGGAGAUAACCUUGGUGAAUCUGAAGAAAGAUGAAAAACAUGGCUUAGGAUUUCAGAUUGUUGGUGGGGAGAAGACUGGAAAACUUGAUCUGGGAAUUUUUAUUCAUUCAGUAAUUCCUGGAGGGCCAGCCGACUUGGAUGGGUCCUUAAAACCAGGAGACCGUCUAAUAUCAGUGAACAGCAUGAGCUUAGAGGGUGUCAGCCAUCAUGCAGCAUUAGAAAUUCUGGAGAAUGCUCCUGAAGAUGUGACACUUGUUAUCUCUCAGCCCAAGGACAAACUUUCCAAAGUGUCAUCUAUAAAUCUUGCCAAUGGAACAAAGGGUUAUUUAAGGAGGCCUUCAUCAAUGCAGGACCAUGAAGCAGAAUCAUCUUCAGAGGAACACAGCAGGUCACGAGGUCACCAGAGGCCCAUCUCAGGGAGUUCAUCUGGAUUGUCUGUGGGCAAAGGGGACAGAAGCCUGAGCUCCCAAGAUUCCAGGACCGAAAGUGCCAGCCUGUCUCAGAGCCAAACAAAUGGCUUCUUUGGCAACCACAUCAGUGACAGAGCCCAGCAGGGCUUGCAGCACUGCAGUGAUUCUCAGUCUGCCCUUUCCAAAACGCAUGAGAAAAAAAGGAACUCUGCGGACGAUAUCCUGGCGAAAGCAAAAAGGCUUGGAGUAGUGGAAACCGUGGAAUAUUCUGACCGAGGGGAUUCGGACAUGGAUGAAGCAACUUACUCCAGCAGUCAGGAACAACAGGCAGCUAAAAAGGAGUCUUCCUCAGUGAAUACAGCAAACAAAAUGAAUUCUAAAAAGCUUUCCGCAGCACCUCUUAAACCUGGAGAUAUCUUUGAGGUCGAACUAGCCAAAAAAGAUAGCGGCUUGGGAAUAAGUGUCACGGUACUGUUUGACAAGGGUGGCAUAAACACCAGUGUAAGACAUGGUGGCAUUUAUGUGAAGGCCAUUAUUCCUAAGGGAGCAGCUGAGGCUGAUGGUAGAAUUCAGAAAGGUGACCGUGUGCUCUCUGUCAAUGGGAUUAGUUUGGAGGGUGCUACCCAUAAACAAGCUGUGGAAACCCUGAGAAACACUGGCCAGGUAGUGCAUCUGUUGCUGGAGAAGGGGCAGCUUCCAGUGGCCAAAGUUCAUGCGCCCAUUACACCGCAGUGCACGCCUCCAAAUCAGGCAGGACAAAGUGAGCCUCAGAACAAACCAGAGAAAAAAAUGACAAAUACCAAAGACUACAACUUUGUCACUGAAGACAACACAUUUGAGGUAAAGUUGCUGAAGAACAGCUCAGGCCUGGGGUUCAGUUUUUGUCGUGAAGACAACCUUACUCCGGAGCAAUUGGGCUCAAGCAUAGUGAGGGUUAAAAAGCUCUUCCCAGGGCAGCCUGCAGCUGAAAGUGGGCGGAUUGAAGUUGGGGAUGUCAUCCUGAAAGUGAACGGGGCUUCAUUAAAAGGACUAUCCCAGCAGGAGGUCAUCUCAGCACUCAGAGGAACAUCCCCAGAAGUCUCUCUCCUCCUUUGCAGGCCACCACCCGGUAUACUACCAGAAAUUGAUCCUUCUCUGUUGACUCCCAUAAAUUCCCCACAACAAAUAUUUCCAGACAUCAGCACAGAAACGUCUGGGGCGUCAAAUGGAGAUCAAGGUGACAGCUCAGAUGAAAAUGAAGUGACUGAUAAGAGCAAGAAGCGAUUAAAAUCCCCUUCUAGGAGAGACAGCUACAGUGACAGCAGUGGGAGUGGCGAAGAAGAGGUAGUGGUCACCCCAACACAGAUAGCAAGCCCUGGCUGGAAUUCUGCCCUGUACCAGACACUAGACAAAAUGAUGGCAGCAGCAUACACUCAGUAUGAAACUCCUUGUAGCCAGGAAGAAGCAAUUCGUACCAUCUACUACUCUGCUCAUGAGACUCCCAGCAAGCCAGAGUUUGAGGACAGUAAUCCUCCAUCUCCUCUACCACUGGACUUGCCACCAAUACCAAGCUGUAGAACUGUUACUGAGAUUGCAACCCCUGGUUUAAUGGAUGAUGCCUACAUCAGUACCAUCUCGGAGCUAGUUCCACAAAGAGAGAAGAUAACAUCACUGCUCAACCAGUUUGAGAAACAUGCUGAUGAAUAUGAACCAGAGGUGGAACUCCAUGUUACCAUGACUAAAUCAGAAAAAGGUAGCCUGGGCUUCACAGUGACCAAAGGCAAUGAUAACAUUGGUUGCUACAUUCAUGACGUUAUUCAGGAUCCUGCCAAAAGUGAUGGGAGGCUACGACCAGGAGACCGGCUUAUCAAGGUUAAUGACAUGGAUGUCACUAACAUGAGUCACACAGAUGCAGUUAAUUUUCUCCGAGCUGCACCAAAGACUGUCAGAUUAGUGGUUGGACGGGUUCUGGAGUUACCAAAGAUUCCAGUGUUGCCUCAUUUGCUGCCUGAUAUUACAUUAACGUGCCAUAAAGAAGAGCUGGGUCUGUCUAUAUCAGGAGGUCAUGACAGCUUUUACCAGGUGGUGUAUAUUAGUGAUAUAAAGCCACGGUCAGUUGCUGCCAACGAGGAAAGUCUUCGUACAUUGGAUAUCAUCCAUUAUAUUAAUGGAGUCAGCACACAGGGAAUGACUCUGAAAGAAGCCAAAAGAGCCCUGGAAAUGUCACUUCCUAAAGUGGUGCUGAAAGCUACAAGAGAUGGUCACCCUUUGGUUCCAAAGUCCAGAGGCUCUGUUAGCUCAAGUCCAAAGUUAAUGAAAGCUAAUGGCCAUCCCCAUGGAGAUCACUAUGGCAAAACAGAAACAGCACCUGAUAUUUAUGUCCCCAAGGUUAAUGGGGAAAGCAUGACAGGAGUUUCUCAUGCAAAUGCAGUAAGCAGCAUUCAUCAGGCAAAAGGGCUAAUGAACUUCACUGAUUCUAGAAACAUGCCUUCCAGUGGUUUUACAAAUCAGAUAUCAGAUUUUUCCAAGAACAGUGAUCACUCAGAAACUGAGAUACUGGAGGAUGACUAUUAUGAUGAGGAUGACCACAAUGACGUUGUCCAGUAUCUGUUGAACGUUGUAGACGAGGAAGCCCAGAACCUCUUAAAUCGCAAUAAUGCAACCACAGCAGGUUCUUUAGAGACCAAUGGGAAGCUGGCAGAAGAAAAAGCUGAAGACACGGACUGUGAUGGGUCAUCUUUGCCUGAAGACUUUCCAGAGCCGACACAAAUAAAUGGCUGUGAAGAACAUUGUGAAGACAAAGUAGUGCCUGAAAGGUCACCUCAACAACCUCUUGUGGGACAAGCGGAUGAAGAUGAAAUUACAUGGGGAAGUGAUGAACUCCCUAUUGAAUCAAUAAAUCAGGAACAUCUGGCUAAAGAUUGCCCUUUAGUGACCAAUGAAGAGCUCUCUGCGCUCCCAAUUGUCAGAGUGCUUCCUUCAGGCAAAUAUACUGGAGCCAAACUGAAGUCAGUCAUCCGAAUGCUACGUGGACUACUGGAACAAGGAGUACCUUCGAAAGAGAUUGAGAACCUUCAAGACUUAAAGCCUUUGGAUCAGUGUUUGGUUGGACAAACUAAGGAGAACAGGAGGAAGAACAGAUAUAAAAAUAUACUUCCCUAUGAUACCACAAGAGUGCCCCUAGGAACUGAAGCUGGAUACAUCAAUGCCAGCUUCAUAAGAAUGCCGGUGGGGAAUGAAGAAUUUGUCUACAUUGCAUGUCAAGGACCACUCCCCACUACAGUAGCAGACUUCUGGCAAAUGACUUGGGAACAAAAGUGUACUGUAAUAGCCAUGAUGACCCAGGAAGUAGAAGGAGAAAAGAUAAAAUGCCAGCGUUAUUGGCCCGAUGUGCUUGGCAAAACUAUCAUGGUCAAUGACAGACUCCGGCUGGCCCUUGUGAGACUGCAACAGCUGAAAGGCUUUGUCAUUAGAGUGCUGGAGCUAGAAGAUAUACAAACUGGUGAAUUACGGCGUGUUUCUCAUCUGAAUUUCACUGCCUGGCCAGACCAUGACACACCAUCUCAACCAAACGACCUGCUCACUUUCAUCUCCUACAUGAGGCACAUCCAUAAAUCGGGACCUAUCAUCACUCACUGCAGUGCAGGCAUUGGACGUUCAGGGACACUUAUUUGUAUCGACGUGGUUCUAGGAUUAAUCAGCAAGGAUCUUGAUUUUGACAUCUCUGAUUUGGUGCGUACAAUGAGACUACAGAGACAUGGAAUGGUUCAGACGGAGGAUCAGUACAUUUUCUGCUAUCAAGUUGUCCUCUAUGUCCUGAAACAUCUGCAAGCUGAAGAACAGAAGAGAGGCAAAUAAAAUACCAGAGCCUGAAGUGCUUU
Molecule: messenger RNA, 7516 nt
Organism: Mauremys mutica (yellowpond turtle)
Lineage: Eukaryota; Metazoa; Chordata; Testudines; Geoemydidae
Gene: PTPN13
Product: protein tyrosine phosphatase non-receptor type 13
Exons: 47
Coding region: 6-7493 (2495 amino acids)
Biological process (GO): peptidyl-tyrosine dephosphorylation
Cellular component (GO): cytoplasm; nucleus; cytoskeleton
Molecular function (GO): protein tyrosine phosphatase activity; phosphatidylinositol 3-kinase regulatory subunit binding
Source: RefSeq, a predicted model, not a curated record